Molecule: messenger RNA, 2945 nt
Organism: Cryptococcus deneoformans JEC21
Lineage: Eukaryota; Fungi; Basidiomycota; Tremellomycetes; Tremellales; Cryptococcaceae
Product: cystathionine beta-lyase, putative
Exons: 6
Coding region: 58-2814 (918 amino acids)
Biological process (GO): isoprenoid biosynthetic process; transsulfuration; 'de novo' L-methionine biosynthetic process
Cellular component (GO): cytoplasm
Molecular function (GO): pyridoxal phosphate binding; mevalonate kinase activity; ATP binding
Source: RefSeq, a predicted model, not a curated record
GUUUCAAUUUGAAUCACCAAAUCUUUCUUUUCCUAUUUUUCCAACAUUCUUCCAAAAAUGACCACCCCUUCAACACCGGGCGAAAGCUCGCUCGCGACAUCUGUCUAUUCUCUCGCCCCAAAGUCUCCAGUGGAAGUACAUAAGGAACGAGUCGCCAACUGGCGCUUCUCCACCAUCUGCGCUAAUGUCGAUGGCAAGGAUCAGUAUGGAGCUAGCUCAACUCCCAUCUACCAGACCGCCACCUUCAAGGGUAUGGACGGGCAAUAUGACUACACCAGGUCUGGGAACCCCACAAGAGGCGCUCUUGAAAACCAUCUUGCAAGAUUGUACGGGGCCACUCAAACAUUUGCCUUGUCUACUGGUAUGACUUGUCUUGACACGAUCUUGCGACUUGUUAGGCCAGGAGAAACCGUUCUGGCCGGUGACGAUUUGUACGGAGGUACCAACCGACUUUUGACGUAUCUUGGUACGCAUGGCGGUGUCGAUGUCAGGCAUGUUGAUACUACAGAUGUGGACAAGGUAAUUCCUCAUCUUGGACCAGGGAAUAAUGUCAAGAUGGUUCUUCUAGAAUCCCCUACGAACCCUCUGUUGAAAAUUGCCGACCUGCAAGAAAUCGCCGAUGCUGUUCACUCUGCUGCACCUAGCGCUUUGAUUGUGGUUGACAACACUAUGAUGUCUCCUUACCUGCAACGGCCGCUUGAGAUUGGUGCCGAUAUUGUUUACGACUCUGCUACCAAAUAUCUCUCAGGUCAUCACGACCUUAUGGCUGGUAUCAUUGCAGCUUCUCGACCCGAUAUCUGCAAAGACAUUGCAUUCAUUAUUAACUCUGUUGGAUCCGGCCUUGCUCCUUUCGACUCUUUCCUUUUGCUCCGUGGUGUCAAGACCAUGUCUCUCAGGAUGGACAGGCAGAUGGCCACUGCCCACCUUGUGGCUCUUUAUCUUGAUUCAUUUGGCUUCUUGGUCCACUACCCUGGUCUCAAGAGCCAUCCUAAGAGGGAUAUCCACUACAAACAGGCGUCUGGUGCUGGCGCGGUGUUAAGUUUUGUUACUGGCGACAAGGCCCUUAGCGAACGGAUUGUCGGCGGGACAAGACUGUGGGGUAUCAGCGUGUCUUUCGGGGCUGUCAACAGCUUGAUCAGUAUGCCAUGUUUAAUGUCUCACGCCUCCAUUUCCGCUGCAGUUCGUGCUGAACGAGGGCUCCCAGAAAACCUUAUUCGACUUUGUGUCGGUAUCGAGGACCCUAGAGAUCUCAUUGAUGACUUGGAGCAUUCGCUUCUCCAAGCAGGAGCUAUUGUUCCCAAUCUACAAUAUACUCCUCUCUCCCAGACUAAGGCGGCGGAGUUGUACGCUAGGGACGGUGAAGCGUGGAUCCUGGAACGUGCCAAGGGUUUCAAGCGGCCUUCUACCCAGUCUAUUACUGUUGACAAGCUCGUCAGCGGCGUGAAGCAAAGUCUUGGUCUCUCCACCCCUCCCAAAGAGUACAAGACGAUCGAAGAAGACAUCGCGGUUUCUGCCCCCGGCAAGGUUAUUCUUUUCGGUGAGCACGCUGUCGUCCACGGCGUCACUGCCAUCGCGUCCAGCGUCGACCUCCGAUGCUUUUCCGUCUUGUCUCCUCGUCGUGACGGAAAGGUUGGAUUGGAAGUACCCAAUAUUGGUGUGGAACUCGAAUGGGAAAUCAGCAAGCUUCCUUGGAAUCUGCUUCCGGUGCACGCAAAUGGCGGGAGGCACGUUGCCGACAAGGAGCUUGACACGGCGUUGCUUCAGGCUGUGGAGGGUGCUGUCAACACUCAUGUUGAAGUGGGUAAGACUGGUAUAGGUGCCUGUGUAGCCUUCUUAUAUCUGUACAUGAUGAUCUCAGGUGAAGAAACCAAUGCUCUUUCUGUUACCUUUACCGCUUCUUCAAACCUCCCUAUCUCUGCGGGUCUCGGAUCAUCUGCCGCAUACUCCACUUGUGUUGCGGCGUCUUUCCUUCUCGCUCGCCAGCACCUCACCAUUCCUUCGGCCGAUCGCCUUCCCAAAGAAGACACUGACUUGGUCGAUGGAUGGGCUUUCUUGGCCGAAAAGGUUUUACACGGAAACCCUAGUGGUAUCGAUAACGCCGUCGCUGUCAGGGGUGGAGCUGUUGCUUUCACCAGAUCUGUUGGCGGAAAGCAAGGCGGUAUGGAUGGUCUUUUUGAGUUUUCUUCUGUCCGAUUACUCUUGACCAACACUCUUGUCCCCAGAGACACCAAGACAUUGGUUGCCGGUGUUUCCGCGAAGCGCCUCGCUGAGCCUCAGGCUGUUAACUCGAUUCUCGAUUCUAUCCAAACCAUUUCAGAUGAAGCACGUUCCUUGCUCGGCGGUGGCAAGCCUGUGGAACGUUCUAUCCUUGUCAAGCGUCUGGAAGCGCUCAUCAAGGAAAACCAUGAGCACUUGGUUGAGCUCGGAGUGUCGCACCCUUCUUUGGAAAUGAUCGUGGCAGCUACCGCUCAGGCACCUUUCGAGUUAGCCACCAAGUUGACUGGUGCUGGUGGCGGCGGAUGUGCUCUUACUCUUAUUCCGGAUGAUUUCCCUGAAUCUUCCCUCAACGAGCUCAUCCAAACCCUCGAAGGCCAUGGUUUCCAAGCGCACCUCACCACACUGGGCGGCCCUGGCUUCGGUGUCCUCACGACUCCCUUUAAGCCGGGCAAUGUCUCUGAACAACUUCGGGAUGCUGUGAGGACCCACGACGAGGGUGAGGGCAUGGUUGUGCCGAAGAGAGCUGGUCUUAGAGAAGCUGAUAAGGAAGGUUUGCACGCAUGGGCGGAAAGGUUGGGUCGAUGGGUAUAUGCUUAAAAUAUGUUAUGGGUUGCUUUAGUUGAACGUAUGUUUUCUCUGUGUCCCUUGUGUGAUGUUUCUAGUUUCACAGUAGCAACAGUAAUGUCUUUGGCUUGUACAAUAUGGAAUGCACGACAUUUUGGUAACUG